Molecule: messenger RNA, 1710 nt
Organism: Scomber scombrus (Atlantic mackerel)
Lineage: Eukaryota; Metazoa; Chordata; Actinopteri; Scombriformes; Scombridae
Product: P2Y purinoceptor 4-like
Exons: 5
Coding region: 1-1710 (569 amino acids)
Biological process (GO): G protein-coupled receptor signaling pathway
Cellular component (GO): plasma membrane
Molecular function (GO): G protein-coupled receptor activity
Source: RefSeq, a predicted model, not a curated record
AUGGAGCCUGCAGUGUUUACCUCACAGCUCGGGAACAACAGCAAUUACUCUGAGUCUUGUGUGGGGGAGAACCAGCAUGCAUCCAUUACCAUCCUCAUGUGCCUGGUCUUCUUCCUGGGUUUCCUCCUCAACAGCUUCAGCAUUUGGGUCUUCUGCUGCCGGUUGCCUCACCUGACCACUGGAACCAUGCUGCAGUUAAACCUGGCUCUUACCGAUGCCAUCGCCACCCCAGUCACUCCCAUGCUGGCGGUGUACUUUGCCAUGGGCAAUGACUGGCCCUUUGGUGGGUUUCUGUGCAAAGUCAAGAUCACCCUGCUGAGUGCGCAUUUCUACGGCAGCAGUGUAUUCCUCACUCUCAUUAGCGUCCAUCGGUACAUCGCGGUGGUGCACUUUAACAAAGGUUCCUGCAUGAAAAGGAAGGAGUUCAUCAGAAAGCUGUGCGCAGGAGUUUGGUUUCUGCUGCUGAUCAAUGCUCUGAUCUAUGCCAUUGUGCUACCUUCAACUAAAGAGGGUGGGCACAGUCAAUGUCUCAGCAUCCAUCAGAAGAGCCUGGCAGAUUCCUACUUUAUCCUCAACUUUUUCCGGUUUAUCUUUGGGUUCCUAAUCCCUUUCCUCGUGUCAGUUGUUUGCUACGGCCGUCUGGCAAACACUUUAACUCACCUCAACAUCAGCACAGCCAAGGGUCUACAAGUCAAGCUGAAAUCUCAGAAGAUGAUAGCCGUGUGCCUGAUGAUAUUUGGACUGUGCUUCCUGCCUCUUAACAUUAUACGAACUGUGGGAGUGAUAAUAAAAAAGUACUACCCCCAGCACUGCCAUCUUCUUCUGCGGACUGAGACGGCGUAUUAUGCAUCCUGGAUUUUAGCAGGAGUGAACAGCUGCCUGGAUCCAGUGUUGUACUGUUUUGGUUCGCAGAAUUUUCGAGAUGCUUUCCGGUCUUUGAGGCUUAGACAGACAGAUGCUCCAAAUAGAAGCAAUUCAGAAAUGACUGGGAAUCAGUUGGUGGAAAGAUCAUGUGAUCUGAACACAGUAAACGAAUGUGAUCCGACCUUUGAGAUAAACAGCUCUGGUAGUCAGAACAAUCUGGCCACUAUGGACCCAGCAGACACAGACCAUUCCCCAGAUGAGCUCAGACAUACCCUUGCCUCCCAAGGAGUGCUACUUGGACCACACGACCCGGUCCUUGGGGAAGUGGCUGAAACAGGAAAAGCACUGUCUUCGAUCAUACAACAGAUGGAGACUCAACUCACACAGUUCACCCUCACCACCAGCGCCCCUCUCUACACUGGCCGACUCUCCAACACUGGCAUUCCUUGUGAACCCCUGGACACCCCCAUUGAUACCAGCGCCCUGAGUGACAGCCUCCUGGCCAAGGUCACUCACAACACUAAAGCCCUCCAUCUGGUGCUUUCAGGCAUCACAACGAGACCAUUCAGUUACACUUCAUCCCCUUCAACCCAAUUCAUCUCUGGUUCUAGUCGCCUGCUCAAUCUGUUCCGUCCGGAGAGAGAGGCCAUGGAAAAGUAUAUCCAGGAGUCCUUGGCAGCUGGCAUAAUCCGUCCCUUCUCUCUAGUCGGGGCAGGGUUCUUUUUCACAAAAAAGAACCCUGCCAAACUGGAUCUACGUAACACCUACCAUCUCGUCAGAAUAAAGGAGGGUGGCGAGUGGAAAACUGCCUUCAACACUCCCCUGGGCACUUUGAGUACCUGGUGA